CACCUUCAUUCAAUUCUCGGCUAAACAUCCAAUUUGAAAGAACAACGUCGUUGGGUCAACUCAGAAAGUCAACGAAUGUUCGAUGAAUACAGGGUUGUUCAGCAGAGGCGAUGUUUUGGCCAACCCACAACAAAACCCGCAAUACCCGUCAAAGAGAGCGUCACCGCUAGAACGUAAACAAAAUUUUGGAUAACCAUGUAAAACAGUUUUCACAAACAAUAAUUUAAUUCCUAUUCGGUUGUUGUAAAGCUAUAGUUAGUAAAAUGGACGAAGAUUUAGAGUUUCGUGAUAUGGUUUGGAAAAAGAUGGAAGAAAAUGGUUCACUGCUGGAAAUUAAGGCCAAUUUGCGAGCCAUCCUUGACGACAUGUUAGGUGAUGAGAACUCUGUUGCAGCGGAUCAAACAGAGGGAAGUGGUCCUAGCUCCAGCACGGUUGAUAAUGUAUCAGAAAGCCCACCAGAUGGUCAAACGUUGGCAUUCGAACUGAUGCUUGAAAUGAUGGACGUCUUGGAGUUUCCAUACACCAAAAAGGCUCUGCAGUCCGAGUCGAGACAUCGAAGAAUGGCGUUAAGCCGCGAGCAGUUAGCGAAACACAUCGGACUAAAAUCUGAGGAAGUUCGGCGUGCACCUUCCGAGCAACCUUUGCUGGUUACAUUGUUAGAAAAAGUACGCGAAGAACGUGAACGCAACUCUGCCGAUGUUGCGAGCAUUCCAGACGAUCCUGAACCGUGA
Molecule: messenger RNA, 731 nt
Organism: Anopheles merus
Lineage: Eukaryota; Metazoa; Arthropoda; Insecta; Diptera; Culicidae
Exons: 2
Coding region: 264-731 (155 amino acids)
Source: RefSeq, a predicted model, not a curated record